AUGAUAUCUGCGUUGAAAAAGAAAUUCGCGACUUUUGAGGGAAGUCAGCCGGAUUUAUCGAAACGAAAUAAUAUCAGUGGUAGCGGUCAAAUGCCCGAAGGAGUCGUCACUAUUAGUCCUGAUUUACAAAAGAAAUAUGCUAAAGGUGUUCAGUAUAAUAUGAAAAUUGUUAUACGUGGUGAUCGAAGUGUUGGGAAAACGAGUUUAUGGCGUCGUCUUCAAGGAUUAUCAUUUUUGGAAAAUUACAUUCCUACAGAACAAAUUCAGGCUGCAACGAUUCAUUGGAAUUAUCGAAAUACAAAUGACAUCGUCAAAGUAGAUGUAUGGGACGUUGUCGACCAAAGUAAUAAGAAGCGUAUAAAGUCAGAGGGACUAAAAUUGUCAAAUGCAGAUGUUAAAUUUGAAGAUAUAACUUGUGAUGCUCGAUAUGUUAACGUUUACAGUGGUGCCCAUGGCGUUAUUCUCAUGUUUGAUAUCACAAAAAGCUGGACAUGGGAUUAUGUCGUAAAAGAGCUUGAUAAUGUCCCAAGUAGCAUACCCGUAUUGCUUUUGGGUAACCGCAGAGAUUUGGGAGACCAUCAGCAAAUAUCCGAAGAUUUGUGCCAAUCAUUCGUGGAAAACCAUUGCAGGUAG
Molecule: messenger RNA, 633 nt
Organism: Dracunculus medinensis (Guinea worm)
Lineage: Eukaryota; Metazoa; Nematoda; Chromadorea; Rhabditida; Dracunculidae
Source: the annotation of a GenBank genome assembly